Rosa rugosa (rugosa rose) is the source of this 432-nucleotide messenger RNA. Its product is annotated as cell wall / vacuolar inhibitor of fructosidase 1-like. The record is from RefSeq and is a predicted model, not a curated record. The coding region runs from base 1 to 432 and encodes 143 amino acids. NCBI's taxonomy places the organism in Eukaryota, Viridiplantae, Streptophyta, Magnoliopsida, Rosales, Rosaceae. The transcript has a single exon. Gene Ontology annotation, molecular function: enzyme inhibitor activity.
AUGGAUGCGAAACUCAUCGACCAAACGUGUAGAAAAACACCGGAUUACAACCUUUGUACCUCAAUUCUCAAAUCUAGCCCCGAUAAAGAUCUUAGAGGUUUAGCUAUCGUAGCUAUUGAUGCAGUUGGGUCUAAAGCAACUACUACAAUGAACAGAAUUAAUGAGUUGCUUAAACAAAGCCCAAAAGAUACUGCCUUAAAUCAUUGUCAUGAUAUGUACAAUGUAAUUUUAAAUUCAUAUGUUCAAGGAGCCAGGGAUACGCUUAAGCGGGGUGCCUCUUCUCAUAUUGCAACCUCAAGCAUGAGUCUCACUCCCGAUACUGCAAUGUCAUGCGAGGAAGCUUUUAAAGGCAGGUCUCCUCUUACUAAUUUGAACAAAGAUGUCGAGAAUAUUGCGGCAGUGGCUGGAGCAGUGGCGGGUCAAUUGCCUUGA